GUCAUUAUUAUUUUGAAUAUAAGUGUCACGCACCAGGCCGUUUAACUGAAAGCAGAGGCUCUUACUGCAGCGGCCGGCGUCUUUUCUUACUAGAGAUCUGCUUUGGCGUUUUUCUGAUUCCCAUAAAGAUGAUUGACGACGAGACGCUUGGAUUUCUGGCCAAUUUUCUUGGCAUUUUCAUAUUUGUCUUGGUGAUCGCUUAUCAUUAUGUGGUGGCUGAUCCCAAGUAUGAAGGUAACUGAAAGCCGGUUUUUCAUAAUCAUGUUCAGAUGCAGAAUACAACUUUUUGAUAAAGGAACACUGCCAGCUUCCACUGGCAUAAAUAAGAACCAAGUUUAGUAACCUUAUUAAUUAUAGGUUUCUGUUUAGUCAAUGGACUGAGCUGUUGUCUGGCUAUGUCUGCCCUAACUUUUGAAGCCGACAUAUUAUCUUAAAUUCUUAGUCAAAUUUUCCUUUGUAGCUGUUUACACCCAUAGCCUGCCUUGUUAUAAACAUGAUGAAUACCUAGACUUUGUAUUAUUAUAUUUUUGUAAUUUGGUCUUCAUUUCACUUUUUGUGGUC
Messenger RNA from Carica papaya (papaya), 561 nucleotides. Its product is annotated as Oligosaccaryltransferase. The record is from RefSeq and is a predicted model, not a curated record. NCBI's taxonomy places the organism in Eukaryota, Viridiplantae, Streptophyta, Magnoliopsida, Brassicales, Caricaceae.